GGAGGCACGGUUUGUUAAGAUAAAAACAAGUUAACAUGCGUAGAUGGAGAAUGAAACUAUAUUUAAAAAAGUUGCUGACAGAUGUAUUGUAAGUUAUAGUCCAGGCAUUGAAACAAGUACCUUGUGUAUAAGUGGUAUUCAUUGGUAUCUCUUAUAGGAUAAACGGAGACAACAAUAAGUGAAAUGAACAGACUGUUCCUAAUCUUAGUUGUUGUAUGCGUAGUGGUGCAAACUGUCAGCCCAAACAAAAGUGCAGGAAAGGGAAAACGCAAGAAAGCUAUAGGAAUAAGAUUUUGGUUUCCUGUAUUCGUUGCGUUUGAAGGAAAUGGUAAGUCUGUGUAUGACGCAUGGCGAAGUCAGUCAGAAUGCAACCCUCUUCCCACGUCUUUUGGAACAGUCGGUUCUCAGCGUCAUCUCAGAAAUAGUGUUGUGGAUGACUGGAAUAAUGCAAAUAUACGAAUGGUGAAGGUUGAAUUUUUCAAAGACAGCCAAGUUGUUGCAUGGAUGACUUUUAAUGGUAGGAAUACAGAUAAGAUGAACUGGUUUAGCAAAUCAAACCUUGCGCAGAGUAGUUUUAAUGAUUUAGGAUCACACAGUACAUUUAACUACUUUUCGAUUGCUGGAGAUCGUCAACGAAAGUUCUAUGUAAAUCAGAACUACGGAGGAUGUGCUAAAGAUCAAGGGUGGAUGUACGUCCUUGAUCAAGAUAGACGCUGUCCAUAUGAACGCAUUGGCUCGAUUCCGAUGUUCCUUUAUACAAAGAAUUUCACAGAUAGAAACUGGACCCGUAACAUGGCACAGCCAGCAGAUACGAUGGUUAUUUCUGUCCUAGCAGAGUUAUCGAGAGUUGAUUAAUAAGAUCAACGUUUUGCUUUGAAAGAGUUUCGCAAGUGAUCUGACAUCACACAAUAUAUAGAACAUUAUUCUAUUAGAUUUCAGUAUUUCAAUUAGUUUUCAGUAAUUCAAUUAGUUUUCAGUAAUUCAAUUAGUUUUCAUUAUACAUAUAUUUUUAUAUACCAGUUAAAGUACAGAUCUGGAUCCUCUUAAGAUAAAUUCGAUUUUACCUGAAUUAUGAUAGUGUAGAAUAAGAUAACAGUAAUUCAAUUGUUUUUUUUGUUUGUAAAACAUAUUUUUAUAAACCGGUUAAAGUACAAAUCUGGAUCCUCCUACAUGUCUUAAGAUACAUCAAAUUUUACCUGAAUUAUGAUAGUGUUAAAUAAGAAAACAGUAAUUCAAUUUUAUUUGUUUUGUAUACACAUUUUUAUAUACCGGUUAAUGUACAGAUCUGGAUUAUUUUAAGGUAAAUCUGAUUCUACCUGAAUAAUAAUACUGUUAAAUAAUUUUCCAAUUAAAAACUUUCUAUCCAC
This is a messenger RNA of Mytilus trossulus (common blue mussel), 1367 nucleotides long. RefSeq lists its product as uncharacterized. The transcript has 7 exons. The record is from RefSeq and is a predicted model, not a curated record. NCBI's taxonomy places the organism in Eukaryota, Metazoa, Mollusca, Bivalvia, Mytilida, Mytilidae. Bases 184 to 855 code for a protein of 223 amino acids.